AUGAACGACUCUCCAACCUUGGCGGGUUUCGACCAAGAACCCCAUGCCACGGACAAUGAUUCGGUUCACACCAACGACGUGAUUGGCGUCCUUGGUCCCUUGGAUGACAACGAUGGCAACAAUAUCGUCACGCAUGCGCCUAAAGAGGGCUUUCGCCUGGGCUACUUCGAUGUCAGCUGUCUCGUCAUCAAUCGGAUGAUUGGCACCGGUAUCUUCAUGUCUCCCCAGCGAGUGAUGCAAGGAACCAGAAGCGUCGGUGCGAGCAUGCUCAUAUGGGUCGCCGGCAUGAUCUAUUGUCUUUGUGGCACCCACGUAUACAUUGAGUAUGGUUUAAAUGUACCUCGGUACAUUAUCAAUGGAGUUGAGAGCUCGGUGCCGCGGUCUGGGGGCGAUCUCGUCUAUCUGCAGUACGUCUUCCGCAAGCCCGCCUACCGCAAGAACACCAUUCUCUUGUCGACUUGUAUUUUUGGCAUCAGCUUCAUCAUCCUCGGAAACAUGGCCGGAAACUGCAUCCACUUUGCGCUCCGCGUUAUGGAAGCGGCCGGCGUUGAGAACCCCAAAAAUGGCCCGGUCCGUGGCAUCGCCCUCGCCGCUGCCAUUUUUGCGUGCGGUGUCCAUGCUAUCAGCCGUCGAUUCGGUAUCUUGCUCAACAACACGUUGGCCGUCAUGAAGAUCAUGAUCAUGCUGCUGAUCAUCAUCGCCGCCAUUAUCGUUGGCGCCGGGGGCUUUCCGAACACCCCUAACGUCAUUAGCGCUAACACAUCCCCGAAGAACUCCUUCAAAGACGCGUCCCAAGAAGUCAACGGCUAUGCCCAGGCCUUUCUUGCCGUCAUAUUCACCUUUUCAGGAUUCGAACAGCCCAACUACGUGCUUGGGGAAAUCAGCCGGCCCAGGAGGAAGUUCCCCAUUGCUAUGGGAACUGGUGUCGGGGUUGUCACAAUGCUGUAUCUCGCUGUCAACAUUUGCUACUUGGUAGUUGUGUCCAGUGACGAACAGAUUGAGGAAAACGUUGCCCAACGCUUCUUCGAGCUUACCUAUGGCAGAUUGGGCUCAGGCGUCCGAAUCUUUAACGCCUUUCUCGCUAUCUCCUCCAUGGGUAACAUCAUUGUUAUGACAUAUACAGCCGCCCGAGUAAAGCAGGAGAUUGCCAAGGAGGGAAUCCUACCUUGGCCAAAGUUAUUCGCCCGAAACACCGACAUGAGCAUCGGCCGCCUGAUCCGAUGGUUCCAGAAGAAGGGCUGGUUCGUUUCACUCCACCACAUCCGAUGGCUCUCCCCAGAACACCACAGCGAGAGGACACCUGUCGGUGCUCUGUUUCUGCAUUUCGUCAGCUGCGUCAUCCUUCUAUUCGCGACGUACGGAAUAGAGCCAACUACGGCCUACGUAUUGCUCACGUCUCUGAGUGCAUACGUUAUAAACGCCUUCAUGGCUACCUUUCUGGGGUUGGGUAUCCUCAUCCUGCGAUUCUGCGGACCACCCAGGACCGUCGCCGAAGAGGACGCCUCGACCUUUGAACAGGAAUCCCGGCCGCUAACCUGGGCUGAAAUGACAGGAAAGCAGUUCCGCCCCUUCUUGUCCAUCUUCUGCGCCCUUGUAUACAUGUGCGGGGGCCUCUACCCAGUCAUCACCAACUGGGUGCCCCCCUCAGGGUCGCUGCCUUCCACAGUCAAGCCAUGGUACUUGGUCCCCACCGUCUCAUGGGUCGUCAUCGGUAUCGGCAUCGGUUGGUUCUUUGGUUUCGUUCUAUUCGCACGUUACAUCGAGAGGAAAGAACACAGUGUGUUCGUGGUGGAGAAGAAACCCGAAUUCGAGCCAGCUGAGACCAGCGGUCGAAGCUCCGAGGCCAGCGGCACUGGGACGGACCUCAUCCAGGUGCACGAGACGGUGUAUCUGAGCUGGGUCGGCAAGGAGGCAUUACGCUCGAGGCGGCCGGUAUUCGAAGACUCUAAGCAGGUCGACGGAAGCGUGAGGGAGGUUUUCCAGUCUCCUUAUGUGGGCACCGACUUUUCUGCCUUCAUGUCGAAUCAAACGACCCCAGAAAGAGGCGGCUACCAGUAG
Molecule: messenger RNA, 2058 nt
Organism: Colletotrichum higginsianum IMI 349063
Lineage: Eukaryota; Fungi; Ascomycota; Sordariomycetes; Glomerellales; Glomerellaceae
Product: High-affinity methionine permease
Exons: 5
Coding region: 1-2058 (685 amino acids)
Biological process (GO): amino acid transmembrane transport
Cellular component (GO): membrane
Molecular function (GO): L-amino acid transmembrane transporter activity
Source: RefSeq, a predicted model, not a curated record